ACAACAUGUGCCCAACUUGCAACGCACGAAAAAGGGCCAAACCCCUCCUGCAAACCACUGGACAGAUCUCACCUAACAACACAGACAAGCGAAUCAGAAAGGGGAAGAAGAAAAAGAAGGGAGAACAUGGAGGCCGCCAUGGGCGAUGGGGUAGAAGAAGAAGGGAGGUCAAACACAAAUCAGAAAGGAGUUGAAGAAGAUGUUGUACCUGACGAGCGGCAAGAAAGAAGAUCGCCAGAGAGGAAUCAGCAACAGGAUCCACAGGACAGGAGCACGAUGAGGGCACUAGCUGAAGACAACCUACUGAGACUAUCACAGGAAGAACUGAUACUCAAUGACACAUUUUCAUUCACUGCCCUCCUUCAAUCUGACAUUAUAUACAAGGUACAUUCAGGAGAUGCAUCAACGAAAAUUAUGGGAACUAUUGAGCAAAACUCCAGGACCAAAGCAGAUGAUAGUUUCACCACAACAAUAGACACCAAGACAUUUGAGGGAGACUUGCAUCACGAAGUGGCAGCAAGUGAAGAUGGUGGAGGAGAAUCUAAUCCAUGGGACACAUGCAUGUUCUACAACAUGAAUCUGCAACAGUUGCAGGAGCCUGAGGAUGUUGACAUAAGAAGAGCAGCAGCUAAAACAAAGUCAAGCACAGGCUGUAGCAAUGAAGAAGGAGAAAUAAAAGAACCAGAACACUCACUUGAACAAGACGGAGAUGAUGGAUUCCUCGAUGAAGAAGACGUUGAGAGAUUCCUACAAAAUGAACAAGAUGCUGCAUCAGAAGGCAAUCUGAUGAACACCAACAGUAAUUUCAAGCCACAUUUAGGCAUGCAAUUCAAAACAAAAGAAGAAGCUCAGGAAUCUAUAAAUUUCUACUCAAAACUAGCAGGCUUUUCAGUGGCUACUGUAGCAAUCUCCAGAACAACAAGCAAAAAGAGGAACAAUGAGGUGACAAGGAUCACUAUGAAGUGCAACAAGUGGGGCAAGACAAAAGAAAUAGAGGCAGAAAGCGUUGUACCCAUGAGAAAAAGUACAGUCAUUGCUAAAACUGAUUGUAAAGUCGUGGUGGUCAUAUCAGAGAAAGGAGGUUUUUGGGAAAUUACAAGACAACAACUCGAACACAACCAUGAGUUAACACCAAACAGUAGAUUCUUCAGGUCACAUAAGUACAUGUCAGAUGAAGAGAAGUGCUUGAUACGGGUUUUGAAGCAUACAAACCUAGAAACAAGAAGGAUUGUUGCUGUCCUAGCUUAUUUGAGAGGAGGAAUGGCUUAUCUACCCUACACAAAGAAGCAUGUGACUAACUAUGCAGCAACAAUAAACAGAGAUAUCACAAACUCUAACAUGAUGGAAGUAGUGCAAAUGUUCAACAAGAAGCAAGCAGAAAAUCCUAGGUUUUGCUACUCGUUUGAGAUUGAUGGAGAGAAUAAAGUGAGAAGCUUAUUCUGGACAGAUGUUAGGUCAAGAAUGAUGUAUGACAUUUGCGGUGAUUGCAUUAGUUUCGACACUACAUUCCUGACAAAUAGAUACAACCUACCGUUUGCACCCUUUGUUGGAAUAUCCCCGCAUGGCAACACAUACUUGUUUGCUUGUGCCUUCAUUAUCAACGAGACGAAAGAAACAUUUGCUUGGUUGUUUGAACAAUUCCUAAUGGCUAUGGGAGGCAAGCAUCCUAUAUCGAUCAUUACAGAUCAGGACAAGGCUAUGCAAGCAGCAAUUGAAAAAGUCUUUCCUAAUGCUAUCCAUAGGAGCUGCCUGUUUCACAUAAAGAAAAAGGCAGAGGAGAAAGUUGGCCCAUGUUUCCAAGCUAACGAAGGCCUAUAUGAAGAUUUCCAGGACAUUGUGGACAACUCUUUGACUGUGGAAGAAUAUGAAACACACUGGCAAGAAAUGAUUGAAAAGUACAAAGUUCAUGACAUAAAGUACUUCAGCGACAUGUGGGAAAAUAGGAAAAAGUUCAUACCAGUGUAUUUCAAGGACAAAUUCUUCCCAUUCAUACAAACUACAGCAAGAAGUGAAGGAACAAAUUCCCUCUUCAAAAAAGGGGUUGGAGCUACAUUCAGUGCUACCAGCUUUUUGAGAGAGUAUGACCGGAUUCUUGAUGUUGUACAUGACAAGGAAGAAUAAUGUGAUCAUGUUUCUAGAAACAAGAAGGUUGCAAGCAAAGCUUUCUGGUUGAAAUACAGCAUAGAAAGGCAAGCACAUGAGCUGUACAACCUUGGAAUAUUCAGAAAAUUCCAGCAUAAAAUGGCAGACACAACAAGGUUGCUUGUCUUUGAGCAAGAAAAAGACAAAUACUACAUAGUUACCCAAGCUGAGAACUACCCUGUAAAAGAACGCCGGAAAAGGUUAUACCUAGUGCAAGUUGGACUGAACGAAGAAGAGUACUCCUGCAUCUGUUGUUCAUUCCAGAAAGAUGGACUGUUGUGCUCACACAUACUAAGAGUAAUGAUCCAUCUCAACAUCGAGAAGAUACCAGAAAAAUACAACAUUGACAGAUGGAGGAAAAAUGACUACAAGCUCGAUAUUACAAAGACACCAGCUAUUGCAGUAGAGAACUCCACACUAAGGUACAAUGUGUUAGCAAGGAAAUUGGUGCAUGUGGCAUCAAUAGCUUCAAAGAAGAAGAGGAAGUAUGAAUAUCUGCUGGGAGAAUUGGACAGGAUACAGAAAAGAUUGCGAGAAAUGGAUGAUGAAGAAGAAACUGGAGAUGAGGGUCAGAGUGUAACCACAAGAACAGUCACUUUUAUACCAACAACAGGGGGUGAAGAGGGGACAACCACGACACUGACAAUACAAGACCCAGAUAUAGCCAAAACAAAGGGUAGGCCAAGGAUGCUAACUAUUCGCGAAGCAAUAAAGCAGAACAAGUUCUACAAAUGCUCGCACUGUGGGUCACAAAAGCACACUAUCAAGAAUUGCAGCAACCUUGACAAGCAAUACAAUCUAUCCAGAAGCAACAGACGAAAGCAGCCGAACCCUAGGAAUGUAAAGAAAGGUGGGGAGAAGGAUGACAGCAAGGAAAGGAACCGAGGAAAGAAGAAGAUGGACGAAUCAGCAACAAACAGAGGCUUAGGGGACAAGAAUCUGAGGAGGACAUAGGAUAAGACAGAAAGGACAAGCAAGGAAGACGACAAGGAAAAGGAAAUAGUUGACUUGUAAUAAGAGAUGGUUAUGAACAAAAAUACUUGGCUUGUACUAAGAGGGCAAGCAUUGUUUGCGACCUACUGCAUUUGAAAAGACUACUUUAUGAGGCAUGUAUUUUGUGCAUCAUU
Messenger RNA from Triticum aestivum (bread wheat), 3269 nucleotides. RefSeq names its product protein FAR1-RELATED SEQUENCE 5. The record is from RefSeq and is a predicted model, not a curated record. Lineage: Eukaryota; Viridiplantae; Streptophyta; Magnoliopsida; Poales; Poaceae. The transcript is spliced from 7 exons. Bases 127 to 2121 code for a protein of 664 amino acids.